AUGUCUCAAUCAGCCUCCAUUCCUACCAACUCUGCACCUUUCUCCGCUCUCCCUUCGAUACAUACCUUACUCCUCGAAGCUAAAGCUAAGAAGGGUUUGACCUUUGACGCGAUCGGAAAAGCGAUUGGAAAAGAUGAAGUCUGGGUAGCUUCGGCUUUCUAUGGGCAGGCCAAAUUUAACGCAGAAGAUUUGCAAAAGCUCUCCGAGGUUCUCGAUCUUCCGCAUGCGGAGUUGACUGCUGGACUAGGCGAACAUUGGUUCCCUUACCGUGGCCUGGGGUCUGCUGUUCCUACUGAUCCUGUUGUGUACCGGCUGUACGAGGGGAUCAUGGUCUAUGGUCAUCCCAUCAAAGCUCUCAUUAACGAGAAGUUUGGUGAUGGGAUCAUGUCGAUGAUUGACUGCUAUGUCAAGGUCGACAAAAAGCCUGACCCCAAGGGUGAUCGUGUUGUUCUGACAUUCGAUGGAAAGUUUUUGCCGUAUGCUAAGUGGUGA
Molecule: messenger RNA, 492 nt
Organism: Lentinula edodes (shiitake mushroom)
Lineage: Eukaryota; Fungi; Basidiomycota; Agaricomycetes; Agaricales; Omphalotaceae
Product: cyanate lyase C-terminal domain-containing protein
Exons: 8
Coding region: 1-492 (163 amino acids)
Molecular function (GO): DNA binding; cyanate hydratase activity
Source: RefSeq, a predicted model, not a curated record